AUGCCACCAAAAGCACCAAAAGCACCAAAAGGAGGUGAAACCCUGGCCAGCAUCCUCAUCGGCGGCACGCUCUAUGCAGUCGCAGUGACAGGCAUGGCAAGUCUAUUUGAGCAAGCAGGUGACAAGAAGGAUAGCAAAGAAGAUUCCAAGCAAGCAGAGCCGAACUGGUUACAAAGAAAUUUCCCAGCAAAAGAAAAAGGUUAUUACAUGAAACAGGUUGAAGAGGAAUUCAGGGAUCAUCACGAGAAGCUGAAAAUAGAACGACAACAGUCACCACCAACAUACGAUACAUCGCUUCUCAAAUUAACUGAGCAAGAUCGCUUGCAAGCAGAGAACAUGCUGAAGCCUUGA
Messenger RNA from Fusarium fujikuroi IMI 58289, 351 nucleotides. RefSeq lists its product as uncharacterized. The transcript has a single exon. The record is from RefSeq and is a predicted model, not a curated record. The coding region runs from base 1 to 351 and encodes 116 amino acids. NCBI's taxonomy places the organism in Eukaryota, Fungi, Ascomycota, Sordariomycetes, Hypocreales, Nectriaceae.